UUUCUAGUGCUUUUUUAAUCCCAUCUUAAUCAACCCCUUUUGUUUAUACAACACUCUUUUAGUCAUAUUCUUUUCUUCAAACUAUUUCUCAAUGAUUGAGUACAUUUCUUGCAAUUCAUUCAGCCCCUGAUACACAUUUUUGACAAAUCACACCAAUUAUCAUAUUCUGACAUUGGCUGCUAGUGUUUGAUCAUAAUUUUAUAGUUGAGUCUUUGACCAGACUUUUCUUUUACACUUUUAUUUAUGAGUAGGAGAAGAUAAGGUGGUAGUUCCAGGAAAGUUCAUCAAAUGGCAGAAUUGAUGGGAUCACGGGCAUACUGCUGCUUCAAGUGCCAGAACCUUGUUGCUUUCCAUGAUGAUAUCGUUUCCAAAGAUUUCCAGGGUUAUGUUCAACAGGCAAGCAAUGGCAGAGCUUUUCUGUUUUCUCAUGCCAUGAACAUUAUCUUGGGUCCUAAAGAGGAUAGGCAGCUUAUGACUGGUCUUCACACAGUUGCUGAUGUAUAUUGCUCUGAUUGUGGAGAGGAACUGGGAUGGAAGUACGUUAAAGCUUAUGAGCAAACACAGAAGUACAAAGAAGGGAAAUGUGUACUAGAGAAGUUCAAGAUAGUUAGGGGAAAUGCCUAGUGAACAGGUUUCAGUUCCAAGUUCUUUGAUCCUCAAUUAUUUCCACAGUUGUAUAGAUGUGAAUUGUUUCGUAAAGGUUGCUUGAUCAGAGAAAAAGGGGUUCCUUAAAAAAAACAUGAUUUAGUCACUGAUAAAACUUCUCAAGUUGUUUCAUGAUAUCUACCCAAAUGUGAACUGUUAAAUAGCCCUUGUUCAAACUGUGCAAAAAGAUUCAUUUUCAUGAAGAAUUACAAAAUUCAUUUA
This is a messenger RNA of Lotus japonicus, 867 nucleotides long. Its product is annotated as protein yippee-like At4g27745. The transcript is spliced from 2 exons. The record is from RefSeq and is a predicted model, not a curated record. The coding region runs from base 289 to 624 and encodes 111 amino acids. Lineage: Eukaryota; Viridiplantae; Streptophyta; Magnoliopsida; Fabales; Fabaceae.